CUAAGGAAAAUUCGACAAGAAAAAAAGGCCAAACCUCAAAUUUUAAGGAAAACAAGGGCUCUAGCCCUUGUACCAAGGAAACGCAAGAUGAUAGACACAGGAGCAGAAAGAAAACGCGUCAAAACGCAAGAUAGCAGUCGCAAAAAUCAAAAUAAAGAGAACGAAAGCUCAGAUUUCACUAACAACCAGAAAGUUGUCAAGGAACAGAAAAGCCACACAGGAGGAACUCUUACAGAUUUAACUAGUCAUAAUACAGACUGGGCAGAGGAUACGGAAGCUGCAUACAGGAAGGGAAAGAUAUCACUUCAGAAAGAUAUGGUUCAAAGUGCACAAUCAUCCUUGAACGAGAAAGCGGAAAAUUCUACGGGAAUUAAUAUGGAAAGUACUGGAAUAAACCCAGACACAUCAUUGAGCGAAAUUGAGUCAUGUGACUCUGAAGGAUCUGCAGAAACAGAUCUGGAGACAAUGCGUAUAGAAGAAGAAAAAGCCAAUGGAACAACAGCACAUAAAGUGAAUGAUAAUAUAGAGGACUCACACUCAUAUUCAGGAGAUAACCCAUAUAUAGAGCCGAAUAGGGCAAGAAAGGAUAAUGAUGGAAUCGGCAAAACAAAUGAUGUAGAAAAAGCAACAGAAUCAACAUCAACAAAGAAUAUAGAGAUAACAGAAGAAAACACAGAAAAGGAGAUUGAGCAUGAAAUGGACCUGAGUGUACAGAGAACUCCCAGUAGAGCGGAAACUCAAAAUCUACAAGAAAUUACCCCCAAUGACUCUGCAGAAGAUCAGGAAAUGAAUAAUCCAAAAGAUGAGGAAUUUACACUAGUAACUCGCAAAAAGAGAAGUAUGAAAUCCUCAUCUGUAACAGACCUACACUCUGAGAGACACAAACCAUACAAAAGAGGAGGAGGCAAUAAAGGUCAUCGUGCCUCUAUUACUAAAAUGUAUGAACAGGCCUCAAAUUCCAAAGUUAAUACCACUAAAACUAUUUUAAUCCCAUUAACACAAAGCGCUAGAGAUACAAAACUAGAAGCACCUAUGGAAAGACAUUAUAAACAAGAUAGGAAGGCAAAUUGGGGAUUUGUCAUGAAAGCUGCACUAAACAGAAGACCAGUUAAACUGAAGGGCUGGCCAGAACAUUGGAGGCCUUAUGUAAAUGCUUGGAAACGUGUGAAUGGUAGAAUCGAAGGUAGCGCUGAAAGCUGGCCGUGGAAUAGGGAAAGCUUAUCCAUUGCGAACGCCUCUGGUGAAGAAUUUUCAGUUAAAAGCAUGUCCAGAUACUUAAAGGAAAUUAAACUUCUCAACAUUAAGAACCGGAGUCAGCUGAUAGACGAGGCAAAAAAGAAUAGCUGGAAGUGGAUGAACAUUAAGUGGGUCCCUAAUGUCAAAAAGAAUAUAUACUGGCGCCUGCAACAUAAAGCCCUUCCACUGGGUUAUAGACUCAAGUAUAUCAACCCUGAGGACCCAGGUGAAUGUCCAAGUUGUCCUAGUACACUACAAACGAUAGAUCAUUUUGCUAUCGACUGCCCAACAAGUAAAAAAAUUUGGAAUCUUGCGCUGGAGUUGGUAACUCCUGUCAUCAAUUUGGAAAGGCCAAUCAAUUUAGAUGCAAUGUUCAAUGAUCAGUACACGGGUAACGUGCAAUUAAGAAACUGGAUAUAUAUCAAUGCCAUAUAUGAGAUAUGGUAUUGGUAUUCGCAGGCAAAAUGGGGCAACCCAAUUCCAGUUCCUAUAUUAGAUUUG
Cetraspora pellucida is the source of this 1737-nucleotide messenger RNA. The record is from the annotation of a GenBank genome assembly. Lineage: Eukaryota; Fungi; Glomeromycota; Glomeromycetes; Diversisporales; Gigasporaceae.